This is a messenger RNA of Eubalaena glacialis (North Atlantic right whale), 1550 nucleotides long. It is a transcript of the gene DPH7, whose product is annotated as diphthamide biosynthesis 7. Gene Ontology annotation, molecular function: protein binding. The record is from RefSeq and is a predicted model, not a curated record. The transcript has 8 exons. The coding region runs from base 85 to 855 and encodes 256 amino acids. Lineage: Eukaryota; Metazoa; Chordata; Mammalia; Artiodactyla; Balaenidae.
CUCUACCUGUAUAGUUUCAAUGAGAACAGCUCUCCUUGCCCCCUGGUUGAGGUCCAAAGAAGAGAUACUUCGGCGAUCCUGGACAUGAAAUGGUGCCACAUUGCGGUGGCCGGCCAUGCGCUCUUGGGAGUGGCAGAUGCUGCUGGGUCCAUAGAGCUACUCCGCUUGGUGCGAUCCGAGCAGAACUCUUACACACUACAGCCGUUCUCCUGCUUUGCCCUGGAAAAGCAGUGUCUGGCCUUGUCCUUGGACUGGUCCACUGGGAAAGCCGGAAGGGCCAGUGACCAGCCCUUGAAGAUCAUUAGCAGCGACUCCAGCGGGCAGCUCCAUCUCCUGCAGGCGUACCAGGCAGGGCCAGGAAUGCAGGCUGUGGGCACGUGGCAGGCCCAUCACUUUGAGGCCUGGGCUGCUGCUUUCGAUUACUGGCAGACGGAAGUCGUGUAUUCAGGUGGGGACGAUGGCCUUCUGAAAGGCUGGGACACCAGGACCCCUAGCACACCCGUGUUCACAAGCAGGAGACACUCCAUGGGCGUGUGCAGCAUCCAGAGUAGCCCCCAUUGCGAGAACAUCUUGGCCACGGGAAGCUACGACGAGCACGUUCUUCUCUGGGACACUCGGAGCGUGAAGCAGCCGUUGGCGGACGUGCCCAUGCAGGGCGGGGUGUGGAGGCUCAAGUGGCACCCUUUCCACCACCACCUGCUCCUGGCAGCGUGUAUGCAUGGUGGCUUUACAAUCUUCAACUGCCAAAAGGCAAUAGUUCCUCAUCAGGGAUCGAACCCAUGCCCCCUGCAGUGGAAGCGCAGAGUCCUACCCACUGGACUGCCAGGGAAGUCCCUGUACAAUAUAUCCUUGUAGUGUAUUUAUUUCAUACAUAAUAGUUUGUACCUUUUAAUCCCCUACCUCUGUCUUGCCCCUCCCCCCUCCCUCCCCUUACUGGUAACCACUAGUUUGUUCUCUACAUCUGUUUCUUUUUUGUUAUAUUCACUAGUUGUUUUAUAGUUUAGAUUCUACAUAUAAGUGAUAUCAUAUAGUAUUUGUCUUUCUUUGACUUAUUUCACUAAGCAUAAUACCCUUCAGGUCCAUCCAUGUUGCAGAUGGCAAAAUUUCAUUCUUUUCUAUGGCUGAGUAAUAUUCCACUGUAUAUAUACACCACAUCUUAUUUAUCCAUUCAUUUGUUGAUGGACUCUUAGGUUGCUUCCAUAUCUUGGCAAUUGUAAAUAAUGCUGCUAUGAACAUUGGGGUGCAUAUAUCUUUUUGAAUUUUUUCAUUUUCUUCGGAUAUGUACCCAGCAGUGGAAUUGCCAGAUCAUACAGUAGUUAGUUCUAUUUUCAGUUUUUUGAGGAACCUCCAUACUGUUUUCCACAGUGGCUGCACCAGUUUACAUUCCCACCAACAGUGUAGGAGGGUUCCCUUUUCUCCACAUCCUCACUAACAUUUGUUAUUUGUGGUCUUUUUGAUGAUGGCCAUUCUGACAGGUGUGAGGUUAUAUCUCAUUGUGGUUUUUAUUUGCGUUUCUCUGAUGGUUGACUAUGUUGAGCGUCUUUUCAUGU